This is a messenger RNA of Guyanagaster necrorhizus, 1888 nucleotides long. RefSeq lists its product as uncharacterized. Bases 248 to 1807 code for a protein of 519 amino acids. The transcript is spliced from 20 exons. Lineage: Eukaryota; Fungi; Basidiomycota; Agaricomycetes; Agaricales; Physalacriaceae. The record is from RefSeq and is a predicted model, not a curated record.
ACCCUCGUGGCAUCAAUUUAAAAUCCAGAAGCACGUUCCUCGACAAGCCCAGCGGAAUGAAUUCAGAUUCGUUGUCUGGACUUUGGGCCUUAAGGAUGCCAUACCAUGAAGGAAUCCCCAAACAAACGUGCUCUGACGGAACUCGUGGAUUUGAAAAAGCGCUUAGACCAGUAUUUGUAUCUUCUCCCGCGUUGUAUGCAUGUCUAGUCUUUCAGGCUAGUAUAACACAUUGCUUUCCUCGACCUCUAUGAGGAGUUUUGUUGAGAUAUGGCGCUCCUAUACACACGAGGAGCGACGGAACAUAGCCUUCUAUGUUGGCGGGAUCAUGUUUUAUAAGCUGGGGCUUGAGUUCUUCAAUGGUUCAAUAACGACGUUGGCUACGGAUAGGUUUGCUAAGGCAAAUACGUUCACUAAGCUCGGCGCUGCCCAAGGCGUGAACCAAGCAGCUCAGUGUGUCGGCGCUAUCCUCAUCGCACCCCUCAUUGUGCGGUUUCCAACGAGAACUGUUCUUGGUGUCUCAGUCCUGUUCUUCAGUCUUAUGACAAUGAUUCUGCUAGUUGUGGAUGCCGCUACCGGUGGGAAAAUGCGUGAGUCCGCUAAUAGUCCAACACAUUACGGGAGCUGGAACCCGAAUGCUAUAUUCAUAAUAUGGACGCUCAGCGGGGUCGCGUAUGGGAUGGUGGAACUGAUACGUCGGGUCAUCCCCUGCGAUAUCGUCGGAGGCAAUGUGGGGAAGCUGCGACGGAUGGAUGCGACGGUACAUAUCUUCUACGAAGUUACCGGUACCGCUGCGGCUUUUGCAUCAUCUUCUGCCAUCAGUCGGUUUGGAAAUAACUAUAGCUUCUUUUUGAGCCCUGUGUUCUUCGCCUUGGCGGGUGCUGUAUGGUUCUUCGUUUCCGUGCUCAACUACUCGCCCUGUGAAGAAUAUGGACUUGAUGAAGUGGAUCGGUCGAAACGAAGCAAGAACUAUCUAAUUCAGGUCGGUCGCGGGAUCUCUGGAUUUGGAGAAUCCAUAUGGGUCGGGACUAUGAUGGUGCUUGGUAACAGGAGGUUUGUAUGGUUGGUUCCUGGAUACGCACUGGCUUUAUAUCUUCAUCGGUUUCUUGAGAACACCCUUGCUCCUGCCUUUGCGAAACGUGCCCUGGGAGUCAGCGCCUGGAGUCAAAUCAUCGUUGGAGGCUCGAAUUUUGGAGAACUGCUCGGAGCCCUUACGGUCUUUCUGCUUUCGGAUGUAGUAACCACACCAAUACCAUGGCUUCGUCUCGAUGCUCUCAUGCUCAACAUCGUCUGGGUGCUACCUCAUUUGACCACCAUUACUGGGCACACUGUAGACUGGGCAUGGCGAUUAGCUGGGAUAUUCAUUCCUAUAUCCAUGAGCUGGGCUGCGGGUGAUGUAUCAUUAUCUGCUUAUAUUCAGGCUGCGCUCUCCACGGGCGAUGCAUCUUUGGCGGACAGGUAUCCGGGUGUAUCUCAUCUAGGGGCCGUCAUGGCAUUCUUGUAUUCGACAUACAUCAUUCUUUAUGCCGUUUUAAGUUCGGUCUUGGGAGAUGUCAUCGACAAGGACUUUUCUGAAACCGGAAAUAUCAAGGAUUCUCUGCGGUGGGUCGCGGGGAUACAGUAUAGUAUAUGCUGUUGUAUCAUCAUGAUAGCCACCUUCAUUCCGAAGGGCGCCUUUUCUAUCAAUCCCAAGAUGAUCAACGGCGUGCGUCACGAUGGCUUUGGCCAUCAGGAGGAUGAAUCGUUGAAGGAUUUCAUCGAGAUGCAGACGGGGAAGAAUGAUGGGAGUCUCAAUGUCAUUACAACUUAAUUUAAUCAAUAGCAUCUAUUUAUUCCAUGUUUUUGUUAUUGUAUUAUUAGGUUAAUAGGUGAAUUGCAGGUUUCUUCCUAC